CUCAUUCCACUCGCACUCGGGCCUCAGGCUGGGUGGAGCUCAGCACCGGGGUGUUGGUGGCAGCACUGAGGGGCCCCCACUGCCCCGUCAUGGUGUCUGCUCUCACCGUCCUCCUCCUCGGCUGCUGGCUGGUCGGGCAGAGCAGGGUGUCAGGAGAGGGGUCCCUCCCCAAACCCUCCAUCUCCGUCAGCCCCGGUGGGGUGAUCCCCGUGGGGGGAAACGUCACCAUCAGGUGUCGGCAUCAGCACCUGGGCAUGAGGUUCCAACUCUACAAGGCUGGCGUUGGGAACUAUCUGACUUACACAGACCCUGCUGGCUCUGAGGCUGAAUUUCCCAUCACCAGCGCCAGACGGGAACACGAUGGCAGCAACACCUGUCAUUAUACCUACAGAGCAGGACGAGCUGCUUACUCGGAGCCCAGCGACCCUGUGCAGAUCAUUGUAGCAGGUGAGGGGCCCAGCCAGCACCUUGGCUCCCAUCCUCACACCCAGACGGAUCCCAGCAGAUGGGACGUCCAGCCCAAGCACUGGCGCCUGGGUGUGCGGAUCGUGCUGAAUAAAGAGGGACGCCAUUUCCCACCUGUGGAUUCGGACGGGUUUGAGGCUGUGUUUCCCAUCAACAACGUGCGCCGGGAGGACGGCGGGAGCUACAGCUGCUCCUAUCACAGCCGAUCGGAGCUGUUUGUCGUGUCGUACCCCACCGACCUGUGGAGCUGGUGGUGA
Molecule: messenger RNA, 722 nt
Organism: Chrysemys picta bellii (western painted turtle)
Lineage: Eukaryota; Metazoa; Chordata; Testudines; Emydidae
Source: RefSeq, a predicted model, not a curated record